UCUCUCUCGAACAGGUCUCAGUGGUAGAACUUUUAUUUUUGCGUGGAGACUUAGCUUUGUCGCUCCGUAUUUCCUCCACUUCGAUUCACGUUGCUUUCGCUUGGGUUAGUUCUUGAAGCUGUGCUAGUGCUAGUCCUUCAGUUUGAAGCUGUGCCAGUGACGUAAGUAAAAAGCUGGGCUGCUGGCUUAAGUCGGGCCCUUUUGAGUAUAUGUUCGUGAAGUUGGUCAUUAAGUUAAACAGACUAGUGCAAGAUGUUCGGAAUUUUUGGCCUUUCAGGAGGCGCGGGCACCGCCCCAGGAGAUGCAGCAGGAAGUGACUCCGUGAAAGAGUCUCUUGGCGGAGAUGUCGCCGCGGGGGAGGUUUUUUCACCAAGCAAGCUCUUCGCGCUCCCCCCCACCGAUUUGCAGAAGGCGUGCUACGACUGGGUCUUGCGGUCUCUGGCGGCGGACUCGAAGGGGGGGGCGCCGGCUGUCUUCUUGGAGUUAUGCUAGGCAGUGCUGAAGUUCAUCUCAGUGUGUGAGUUCGUCUUCGAUCGUCUUAGUUCCUCCGGUCGUCUCAGUUCUUCAUAAGGUCACAUCACCUCACGUUAGCGCAUAAGAUCGCCUCAGUUCGUUAGCUUAGUAUCUCUAACAUUUGCGCCAGUAGGAUCCGGAAAGACUAAUAUCAUUCUCGGCGUCGUGAAUGCGCUCCGGGAUCUUUCUGGGUCUCGGUCUCUCGUGGUAUCCCGGACACACAAACAGACGAAGCAAGUGCUGGAUGCCGCAGAGGCUCAGGGAAUCCCCGCCAUACAGGUGGGUGGCCGUGCGCAGUUGUGUCAGGUAUUUCUAUUUGUGACGCAUAGAGACGGUCUCCCCAUGUGUUAGCGGAUAAUGGAGCUUCUUGAGACAGACAGAGGCCCUUCGCCCAUCAUUCAGAGUUCCGCUUAGUUCUUGAGAUUUAGACUCUUCGUUCAUCAUUGAUUCAAGGAGCCGCCGCAGUUAUCCUUCGUUCUCACUCUCCCCCAAUUUUAUAUGGAACCCAGGUUGACGCAGUUCGCCUCGCACCAUUUCAGCAGCAAGCCGAUAUCUGUAAUGCUACUAGUUGCGGAUAUAGUCGCGGCGCGGUGCUGAAGGUUGAGAGCAGGCGCGCUUUUCCUGGUAGUGGAAGUAGUUCCUCUUCUUCUAGCAGUUCUUCUGGUAGUAGUAGCAGCUCUUCUAGUAGCAGCUCCAGCGCCUCGAUGACUUCUACUUCUGUCACGAUGGACAUCGAAGAUUUUAAGAGGCGGGCGAGAGGAUGGGAGCACAAAAACGAGAAGCCGUGCCCGUACUUCCUUUCAAUGAACACCGCGAAGCAAGGGCGCGCCCUGCUGGUGGCGCCGCAUCAGAGUCUGGAGCUUCUCUCGAGGAGCAGCGACGUCAUAUUUGUCGACGAAGCACACGCGUUAGAGCAGAGCUUGGACAACUAUUAUGGCCACCUCCACGAUCAACUUCGUAUAUUCUUGACUCUCGGCCUAAGUAGCUAGCUCCAUGCCCUUUCUUUUCGAAAGGCUGUUCUAGGCAUAGGCAUGCACUCAAUCAAAGAAAAGCGCGCGCUGUCUCUGUCGUCGUGCAAGAUUCUAUAUCGUUCGCCUCUAAAAAAAUCACCCGGAUCGCCUGUUGGAGCAUGACCACCGCAACAUGGCGAAGCUUCUCACGCGAUUAAAACACCCGAUGGUCUUCGUUUCUGGAACGAUGCCGGCGAUCAGCGAAGUGGAGAACGUGCGACGCAGAUUUUUUUAAGGCUGAACCUCGUUUCUUGAUCAAAACAAAGCUAAUUAGCCGGUCAGUCAGGAAAGAACAGCGAGUAGGCGAGUCGCUGUAGUAGUUACUUCGUGUGAUAUGAGUCAAAUACAAUCCAGAUACAUACCGGUCGCGCUAGCUGUUUCGUGAAGGUGUAGUAAUACGCAACAGACACUUCAAAGACAACUCCACUAGAUGCCAUCAGAAAGGCUAGCUUCUGUUCCCUCGUCCGAUGUCUGAGUCGCUAAGCUUUUCCCAACAGUCCGGAGCGGCCCAUCCACGUAGCUGCCGUUCCGGUAGAGCCUCGGGUGGAGUUCCACGUAGUCACCAACGUGCAGUAUUCCCCUGGAGAAGGAACAAUCUGCGACGAACGAGCAGAAUUCUCCAGCAUCGCUCGCCCGGAUGAAAACGCUUCGACGCGAUAUUGGACGUUAAGGCAACAGGGGCCCCAUCUUGCAUCGUUAGCGCCCUUCGGCGUGCUGCUUUUCAAGCAAAGGAAAAGCACCCGAGCGCAUCGAGAUCGAUGGACUUCGCGAGGGGUUCUUCUAAGCGCAGCACUUGCGCGCACGGUCGUAGACUGCAGUGACGCUCUUACCAAACAGCGCGGCAGUGACCUUAGUAUCUUCGAGCCUGAGGCGGUAAUGAUCGCGUUCUCUUCUUUCGUGAAGAUCAAACGCUUCGCGGAUUGUGUGCGUGGUAGCAAUUAAGGCUCGCAAAUUACUGUAGCUGGGUAACUGAUUCAAGCUGAUUUCUCGGCAUUAGUGCGCGGCCGCUUCUAUACAUACUGUCGCCGGGUAACUGAUUCAAAUCGCAGGCGUGUAGGCAGGAGGCCUCCCAUCUUUGUACUUUUCUGAUGCCUUCUUCUAAUGUGAUUCGAUUCGGCCCGGCGAUGUGGAGCGUUUUUGCUUUGAGGUUCAGCGGCAUGAGUGCAACGGGGAGCAGGCCACAACGGGGGGCCACGAGGUCCGUUUCGAAGGAGGUCCUCACGCGCACAUCUAUGUAGUUUGCUGCCACGGGCGAUUAUGUGAAGGAGCGAACUUAGCUCGCCGGCCUUCGUUGGUCUUUGUCGUCGGGACGCCGUGGCCAAUCCCAACGAGAGCGAGCGGGCGGCAAAGUUCUGCGAGUGCAGAAGAACAAAUGCUGCAGACGGUGCGGCAAGUAGUCGGUCGCUCGACCCGGUCUACGGUGAACCCUGGCCGCACGUUGGCAGUUCUGUGGGACCAACAAUAUUCCAAAUAUGUGCACCACUUCCGCGCCGACAUGAAGUCGCUGCAGGUCCACGCCUUCCAGGUGGAUCUGGUAGAGGCUCUACAGAGAGAAGCUGGAGCAUGAAAGAACCCCAUGCGCAGAAAAAGCUCCACAAGUCAUGACCUGGAACGGUCUUCGCGUUUGCCUUGUGCUGCAUCAUCAUGAAGACGGCACGCGAUCAAAAAAGAGAACCCCCAUCGAGGUCAGGUUGUAACGCUCCCCAAGAAAAAUGAUCCCUCGUUCCGUGGUGGUCCACCCUUGCUUGCAUAAGAAUGCCUGCUUUCUUAGAAGGUCUUGGCGUCUGUUUCUGAUCGUUGCUCGCUGGCCGUAAUUGUAUUAGCUUGGGCGAGAAGUCUUCCCUUGCUCUCGGCUGUCGGGAUGUAAACCGUCGGGCGCUGUUCAAUUUCAUGCGCAACGUGUGCAGAAUUUGUUUCGCGAGCUUAGAGCCGCACGCGAGCAGGGCUCCUUUCAUCUGUUAGAAUGGGCGCGCCGAUAGAAUGGGCCCCCACUAGCUGAGAACGAGGCGAGACGCCAAAGAAUAAAUUGGACGUGGAUCCCCAUGCGGAUACGUCGCGAGGAAUCUUAGACGCGGCAGCUCCUUGAAGAUCCUAAAAUGCAAGAAUUUGAAUCCAAAUGCCCCAGGGCAAUCGGCUCCAGUUGGAUCCUUGUCGCGAUUUGAAUAGUCCAUGCG
This is a messenger RNA of Amoebophrya sp. A25, 3697 nucleotides long. NCBI's taxonomy places the organism in Eukaryota, Dinophyceae, Syndiniales, Amoebophryaceae. The record is from the annotation of a GenBank genome assembly.